Messenger RNA from Phyllopteryx taeniolatus (common seadragon), 714 nucleotides. RefSeq names its product gamma-crystallin M3-like. NCBI's taxonomy places the organism in Eukaryota, Metazoa, Chordata, Actinopteri, Syngnathiformes, Syngnathidae. The transcript is spliced from 3 exons. Gene Ontology annotation, biological process: lens development in camera-type eye; visual perception. The coding region runs from base 92 to 670 and encodes 192 amino acids. Gene Ontology annotation, molecular function: structural constituent of eye lens. The record is from RefSeq and is a predicted model, not a curated record.
CUGCACUUUUGAUGAGUCAUGAGGUUUGACACAAAGGUGUCCAAGUUUGUCUGAGGCUGAGGGUCACUAUAAAAAGGGCUCAGUUGUUGGCAUGGUUGCAACAACCACAAGCAUCACCAUGGGCAGGAUCAUUUUCUUCGAGGAGAAGAACUUCCAGGGUCGCUCUUAUGAGUGCAGCAGCGACUGCUCCGACAUCCACCUGCACCUCAGCCGCUGCAGCUCCUGCCGGGUGGAGAACGGCUGCUUCGUCCUGUACGACCGCUCCAACUUCAUUGGCAACCAGGUUUUCCUGAGGAGGGGCGAGUACUCCGACUUGAUGCGUGUCGGGAGCAUGACUGGAGUUGGGGCGGCGAUGAUGGACACUGUUCGUUCUUGCCGUCUGAUCCCCAUGCACAGGGGACAGUUCCGGGUGAAGAUCUACGAACUAGAGAAUUUCGGGGGCCAGAUGCAGGAGCUGCUGGAGGACUGCGAGUCCCUCCAGGACCGCCUGUACAUGUCCGACUGCCAGUCCUGCAACGUGCUGGAGGGCCACUGGCUGCUGUUUGAGCAGCCCAACUUCCGAGGACGCGUGAUCUACGUGAAGCCCGGGGAGCACAGGAGCCUGCGGGAAAGCAGCCUGAGCAGCGUUAUGAAGAUCAGCUCCAUCAAACGUAUCAUGGAUGUGUGCUGAUUACCAUUUGUGCAAAAAUAAUACAAAAAACUAAAACUCAUGAA